Ectocarpus sp. CCAP 1310/34 is the source of this 5306-nucleotide messenger RNA. The record is from the annotation of a GenBank genome assembly. Lineage: Eukaryota; Phaeophyceae; Ectocarpales; Ectocarpaceae.
AAAAAAUAGAAACGACGAGAAAAUGACGAAAAGCUCCUCGCAACGCAAGAAAGAGCUUCGCGAACAAGUCAGGGAGGCGGCAGCACUGGUAGCUGAAAAAGAUGCGGCGCUAGCGAACCAGGAGCGGGAGCUCGAGGAGCUGCGGCGGAAGCUCGCCGGUACUGUCCCCCCGUCGCUGUCGACCUCUACCCCACCGGGAAGGGGCACCCCCUCGGAGCGUGUGUCUGUGCAGGGUCCCUCUCGGGGAGAUCGGCCCCAACAGGAGCCGAUUCCCGAGGAGGCCGCGCCAGCCACCGGCGAGGAGAAAGGUGCUACCCCCGAGGGGACAGAGAACGGGAGCGACGAGGACGACAACGACGGCGACGAAGGGGAAUGGGGCAACGAGAGCGAACGGCAUGUCAUGUACGAGUUGCUCGACGGCUUCCGGUCACAGAACGUGUCCGCGGACGAUCGGCACGCGCUCAUGACCUCCGCUGGGGGCCAGUUUGCUGACAUGCUCUCACGCCACUGGACGGAGAAGUCCACUCCACCCGAGUGGCUGGUGUCCCUCUUCCGCCCCACCGCACCUCCCACCACCACGACUCCGGCUUCUGCAGAGGAAGUGGCUCAGUGGAGGUAGCACCUCCCCCGACCUAGUUCUCCGUCAACCAAUCUUGCCUACUGUCACUCAGAACACACCUGCCCAUCCUCGGAACCUAGCCCCUGGUUUAGCAUCUACUCCGGAUAGCCAGAAUAGUGAUUACAGGCGUAGCAACCCUGUCGCACCCGAGUCGGCAUCUACUCCGGAUAGCCAGGACAGCACAUACAGGCCUAGCAACCCUGUAGCACUGCUGUCUACACCUCCACUGGCGCAUUUUUCUCUGCCCACAAGCACCCCUACCUCAACACAUACAUCGGGACACAUCCAGAAAUUUACUUUUCGCCAGAACGACCUUCCGAAAGAAAUAUCGUUUUCGGGGAAACCAGGAGAUUCCGAUGUUGUUGAGAUACUGACCAAAUACCGAGCACGUGUGAAACUAGCCUCUGUUGCAGCAGACGACCCGGCCGAAUCUGUAGUAGACCAAAGAGCGAUUCAAUUCCUCCCCUUCGUCAUUCGAGGCCAAGCCUAUGACACUCUAGUGGAACUGGUUAGUGGUACUCUCGAAUGGCGAUCGGCACACCGGUUGACCGCACUUCGGAAUGCAGGACAAGUUGUCAGACCUCGAGCACCGGCAACUUGGGAUGAAUACUGUCAAGCUUUCACCUUUCAUUUCUCCGCGCCCAACCGCAUUGCGGUAUUAGCUAGAGAAAUAGCCGCUCUCAGGCAGGAAGGAGAGACGACAGUGGACGGGUUUGCGCUCAAAGUUACUCAGGCCCGCACACGCCUCCUCGCAGAGGCUGCUCGUUCAGGUCCCUCCCACAUUAGCCACUACGAACACGCAUGGGACGUUUUCAUGACUGCCACAUUUGAGAACGGCCUGAAACCUCACAUUAGAGUAGAGUGUGUUCGAGAGGACCCUCCAAACUCAUUUCAGGACGCAAGACUUCGCGCGAAAAAACACGAGGCAAAUAAUCUGAGAGGCGCAGCGUCACCCAUAUCCGACACCGUAUCUGCUGUCGCGUACCCUGAACCCCUACAGCUGAAGCAGACUGUGUCCUCGAACAAGAACAGCACAGCGAGUCAGGGUGCCCCGAAAAAGGCGCGCACCGCGGGUAAAGGCAAUUCUUCCUCGGCAUCGAAAGAAGAACCGUGCCCCUACCCGGGAUGCAAGUUCAACCAUCCCCUUGAACAGUGCGGUUUAAAGAAAAAACACGCUCAAGACAAGGGAUGGACUUGGACUAAAGCUUGACGGGGCCCUUCACGGGACUCCUCGCUCGUAGGGAGACAGGUCGAUAGCACACCAUUAGCUGAAGAAACUCAUGUAGCACAGAAUGCCCGAGUUGACUCAGCCCCGGAUGUGCAUGACAGUAGCAAAUCGAGGGAAUCAUUUUUUCCUCGGGUGAGAGGUGGUGAUGUGAAGUCCGUUCAAGAUUUUAGCAGUAAUUCUGAGACAUCGGUAACAGAUUCUGCCCAGGCACCGUUUCAUAGUCGGUCAAGUAGCAAAGCAGGGAAAAAUAGGAAGAACAAACGCACUCGUGCGCCGACUUCUAGGUUAGCCCCGCAAGCUGAAUUUGUACUGACUGGUAGUAUGCCAUUUAAUCAUAACACGGAAAGACGUGCCUCUGUUUCAAGUGCAUCGAGUGGUGGACCCACUUAUGCGGCGUUUCAUGCGUCAGCACUGAGUAAAUAUCCACAACAUCCGAAUGCGUUAAAUUCGUCCUCCAAGAGAGUGCGAAUUCCUGCCCGAGUUUGUAAUCACGCUGUGUCUGACCUCACUAUCGACACAGCAGCUGAUGUACCGUGUAUAUCAGCGUCUUUUAUUAAAUCGCAUCCAGUCCUGCAACGUUUACCUCUGAAACCUGUGCCUCCUGGCGCAAUUCAGUUGAAUAGUGCAGACGGCUCAGCGUUAAAAAUCCUAGGAUACAUCCGUUUUAAGCUCACACUGGGAGACAUAACACUACCAGUGGAGGCUCUCGUGUUGCCCAACCUAGGUCCGGAUAAGAUGUUGCUCGAUAAUAGCAUUAUGAAUGCCUUUGGUGCCGUCCUUGAUUGGUGCGGUGAGCAACUUUCGUUUAAAAAUUCUAGACGAAAAAUUCCGGCAACUCACAAACGAACGAAUAGUCAAGCGGACACCAAUAGUGAUGCCCCAGCGCAAAUUUCCAUAGUGACGCUUGACCCAUCGAUAGGAGCGGUGCCCGUAUAUCUCUCUAAGAGAUUCUGCAUCCCCCCCGAAAGUGAAAUGGCAGUAGACGUCGUGACAAAACACGCACCACAGGCAAACACGCCUGCGUUGGUCGAGCCACGGAUUGUCACUGCCCAAGACAUCGAAACGUCUGAAAAUAUACCCGAAGCGUUCCGUACAAUCGUAGUCGCUAGAACGGUAUGCAAUUGGUCAGCAAAGGACAAGUCCGCUGCAGUACAAGUUGCUAAUCCAUCCAAACGACACGUUCACAUUGCACGCGACACUAUUUUGGGGUACAUUUCGCCAGUAAAAUCGGUUGCCGAUAAAACAGUUAGCGCUGUCAAUAGCGACCAAACCACAUUCCGACACAAGCGAGACGAGUUGAAACGAGCCAUGAAAAAAGCGUUCACGAACACUACAUUUACUCCUCAACAAUGCUCGCAAGUCUUGGAUUUAUGCGCGAAAUACCGUAAUGUGUUUUCAUUAUCUCCGAAGGAGCUCGGAAAAUGCAAGAUAGCCAAGGCAGAUUUUCCGCUAGAACCAGGCACUAAACCAGUCGAUCGUGCUCCCUAUCGUACUAAUCCUAGAGCGCAAGAAGUUAUCGACAAGUGUGUGGAACAAAUGGAAGACGAGGAGAUUAUUGAACAGAGACCCAGUUCAUGGGGAUCUGCUGUUACCAUCGUAGCAAAAGCUGAUGGCACUCCUCGAUUCUGCGUUGACUAUCGCUCUACUAUCAACAAGAGUCUAAUUCGAAAAUCUUGGCCCAUGCCAGAUAUAGAAUCUCAUAUUGAUACCGUUGGAGGUGCAAAAUUUAUUACUGUCUGCGAUAUUCAGUCAGCCUACCACCAAAUUGAAGUAGACGAAGCAGAGCAAGAAAAGACUGCUUUUGUGACACACAAAGGGAAAUGGGUUUUCAAACGCCUCCCCUUCGGAAUUGCGAAUGCUCCUUUUCUGUUUGCUCGUAUGAUGUCUCUGGCUUUCUCUCACUUCGGACCACGCAGUGGACUUUUGGUGUACAUGGACGACAUUAUUUGCUGCAGCUCAAAUUGGGAGAGCCAUCUAACCUUAUUAGAAAGCAUGCUCCAAGCACUCCAAGCGGCCGGUCUUACCUUGAAACCCUCUAAAGUACAAUUUGGACCACAGGAAGUAAAAUACCUGGGGCACAUACUGUCUGCAAAAGGGAUUCGCAUUGGGGAAGAUCGUAUACAAUCUAUUAUCGACUUGCCUGUACCCAAAACAAUCAAAGCACUUCGCUCAGUAUUGGGAAUGGUUAACUAUGUGAGGAAAUUUAUACCCGACCUUUCUACGGUCAUCGCACCGCUAGUCGGACUCACACAAAAAGAGCAUGUAAAAUCAAUCGCAAAACGUUGGAACCAGGAACAUGAUAAGGCUUUUGCAGAUAUCAAACGUUUACUCAGCAAAGCACCUGUGUUAUGUUUCCCUGACUUUACCAAAGACUUCGUGGUUCACGUAGAUGCUAGUGAAGUUGGUGCAGGAGCAUUCCUGGGCCAAAAGAACGGCGACGACGUGAAUAUUAUCGCUUAUUUUAGCCAACGAUUUAACAAAGCUCAACGUCACUACUCUGCGACGAUGAAAGAAUGUUACGGUGUGGUCUUGAGUUUACAACACUGGCGACCCUACUUAUGGGGCAGACAUUUCGAAGUUGUCACGGAUCACGCGGCAUUGAGAUAUUUGUACACUAUGCAAGACACGUCUAAUAUGUUGACCAGAUGGGCAAUCGCUUUGCAGUCCUUUGACUUUACAGUGCGACACAAGCCAGGAAAGUUACAUGUAGUCCCAGACACCCUAUCGCGGUUGUUUGCGUUCGAUCACCAACAACAGUUGGAAGCACCGCAACUUGCACCGAUAUGUAGGAAUGUGCCUGAUGACCCUGCGCUGCACUCGAAUGUUCCAUCACGUCCGUACCAAGUGUCUGCAGAUCGAUUGGAUAACUUGCGACCGGUUCAAAGUGAUCGCGAAUUAUUCGCUGAGAAAUCAGUGUAUAUUAGUGCGACCAACGUAUUUGAAACUAUUAACCGCGAUAUCUUGCGUGAGAAACAAGCUCUUGAAUAUGGCACAUAUGUCGACUAUCUUACAAAAACUGACGCCCAUUUACCUGAUAACGAGACAACCACUUCCAUGUCGUACUACUUCAUGCGUGAUGGAUUGCUGUUUAAAUCGUAUUUACCAGGCUACCUCCGGAAACGUAGUACGUUUAGUGACCAAUUAGUGUUGCCUCAGGCCCUUACCGGACUAGUGCUGCACGCCUAUCACGACCACGUAUUAUCUGGAGGCCACUUAGCGUCUAGACCGACUUAUGAGAAGAUCCGCCAGAAAUACUGGUGGCCAACCAUGAAUCGGGACGUCCGUACUUGGUGUGAACAAUGCCAAGCUUGUCAACGUCGAAAAACAGCCCACAAUCGAAACAAAUUACCAACGGGACAUGUACCAGUACAAAGACCGUUCGAACGUAUUUCGGUUGACCUAGUUGAAUAUAAAGUAGAAUCAGUUUCAGCCGCCGGGGUACGGUGCAAAUAUGUCCUA